AUGCCAUCCUCUCUAGAUGGUCACGGCAUCUUCGCCAUCAUCGUAUUCGCAGCAGUCUCGCUGAUCUGCAUUCAGCCUCUGCGCCUUCCGCUGCCUCAUCUUUUCCCUCGCUUGGCGAGGUCCAUGCACAGCAAGCUAUUCGGCGGUCAGGGUAAAGAAGAGCGACUGCACGGGCUCAGACCAGCUCCUUCAUUCUCGGAUCAGAUUGCUGCUGCGCGGCAGUCGGGCGAGGCGCCAUCUGACCCAAGUAGCCAGAAAGAGACACGAGAGCCCGAUGCUCGGUAUACGCCUCCCGCAACGCCAGCACAAGCUUCGGCUGCAGCUCCCAAACGCUCCUACCUGACCCUCAAUCAUGUCUGGACGCCAGCUCUCGGCAUACUGCUCUUGCUGGCCACAACGACGAUAGGUGGGGAGCAGGUACGAGCUGGAAUAGUCGGGGAAGAAGGCGUAGAGCCGUACGACGUGUUGGCGCUGUUCAUCUCUCUAGCAUACAUCGCCAUCAGUCUAGACGCUACCGGCCUCUUGCGCUACUUGGCCUUUCUAGUCUGCACCAAAGCCGGUUCCAAAGGAUUCAGAUUGUACCUCUUGCUGUACUUUUUCUUUUGGACAGCCGGCGUGCUGGUCGGCAACGAUCCGGUCAUCUUGAGCGGUACUGCUUUCCUAGUCUACUUUACUCGCGUAGCCGGAAUUGCUCCUCCUUCAGCUUGGAUCUGGUCGCAAUUCGUAGCUGCAAAUAUUUCCUCUGCCGUGCUGGUCUCCUCAAAUCCGACCAACUUGGUCAUCGCAACAGGGUUCGGAAUCGACUUUCCCACGUAUACGGCUUAUAUGGUGCUGCCGGCGCUAGCUUCGGCUCUUGCCGCUCUCGGAGCCAUGCUACUCUUCUUUCGCAACAAGCCCGGAAAGGCGGUAGCGAAGACAGAGCGUGCAUCACCAGCAGACAGCUCGGCUCUGUCUCGCGGGGGAGUCUCUGCCGUCGUUGGCUGGGCAAAAUCUCUCACGAGGAGAAGGAACAAGAGCAGCUUCAAGGCUGAUCUGGCGCCUUCUGACCGGAGCGCAGAGAACGGAAUGCAAGAAGAAACGCAGUCGUCGGAAAGGUCUCCUCCCAUCUUUUACAUUCCACCUACCAUCAUUGCUCCAGAUGUUGAUGCGCGUGCCGCCUUGGUGGACAGGAACGGCGCCAUAUUCAACACGAUUAUCAUGACUGCCACGCUCGGUACGCUGGUGGGUACGAGCGUCGCAGGAGGGGUGCACGUGUACAUGGUAGCUGUUCCUGGUGCAGUCGUCUGCUUUUUGAGAGAUUUGGCAUACGACUUUUUGACCUCGAGAAAGUUUCGCAAAGCGAAAGAGGCGACUCGUGCCAAUGCAGCCAGCAGUGAAAACGGCAUAGAGAUGACGGCAGUGUCGAGACCUGAGCCUGCAAGGACAGCCGAUUCCAUCGCUCUUCAAGAUGGGACGAUGUCUGUACAGCCGACACGCUUGGACAGUCCUGGCCAGGCUACGCCAUCACGAGGCACAAAACAAAAAAUUCCGCCCUUGGGACGUCUACUACUUCAUCUCGAAGCAGUAGCAGAGGCUUAUCCGACCGUGACGACCGUGCUCCGUCGUCUGCCUUGUUCUCUCUUGCCAUUCGCCUUUGGAAUGUUCAUCCUGGUUCAGGCACUUGCUCAUGUGGGCUUCAUUAACAUCAUGGCCGCCGGGCUCGGAAAGGUGUGUGCGCAUGGUAGCACAGCCACCGCCUUCUUCAUCUCUUUCCUUGGUGUCAUUCUUUGCAACUUUGGAGGCACAAAUAUCGGUGGGACGAUUCUUCUGACCAAAGCGCUCCAAACCGAUUCUUUUCGUUCCAAAUUACCAUUGCAGGACUCUGCCCUCAUCCUCAAGACCGGCAUCUAUUCGAUUGCUUUCGGUAGCAAUGUGGGAGCGCUGGGAGGCACCUUUGCAGCUAGUCUGGCCGGUCUGCUAUGGAGACAAGGUCUGCAACAAGGUGGUGUUCACGUCACGCAGAAACAAUUUGCUCUUUGGUGCGCCGUCGUCAUCGUGCCAGCUACCGUAGCUGGCGUGGCCGUCAUCUUGGCCGAGACGACGCAUUUCACGGUCGGCGAUUGA
This is a messenger RNA of Ceraceosorus guamensis, 2103 nucleotides long. RefSeq lists its product as hypothetical. Gene Ontology annotation, cellular component: membrane. Lineage: Eukaryota; Fungi; Basidiomycota; Exobasidiomycetes; Ceraceosorales; Ceraceosoraceae. The transcript is spliced from 2 exons. Gene Ontology annotation, biological process: transmembrane transport. Bases 1 to 2103 code for a protein of 700 amino acids. The record is from RefSeq and is a predicted model, not a curated record.